UGAUUGGAGGAGGAGGGGCGUUGUUUGUUAGCCAUUCAACGCUGCCUGCUGGCUAACAGUUGCUGCACUGUUGAUACUGAGAGGGAUAAUUCUUCAAUACUCUAACAAAUUCACAAUUUUAUAAUACGGGUACCGUUUAAAUGGGCUCCAAAAGAAGACGGGCAACUUCUCCCUCCAGCAGUGUCAGAGGAGACUUUGAUGAUGCCACCACGUCCACCCCAGUCAGUGGAUGGAAAAGGAGGAGAGCUUCCACUGCCCCUUCUGUUGAUCAAGUAGGCCUGCACAAUCCUCUACGGACACGUUGGAGAAAGAAUCGCCAUUGGCUUAUUGCUGUGUGCAAUGAAUUGUACAACACUGUCAGAGAUUAUAAGGAUGACCAGGGCAGACAGAUCUGUGAGCUGUUUGUUCGUGUACCAAAGAGGAGGAUCCAGCCAGACUAUUAUGAGGUCGUGAGCCAGCCCAUAGAUAUGAUGAAGAUACAACAGAAACUUAGGGCAGAGGAAUACCAGGAUGUAGAGCAAUUCACAGCAGACUUUCAACUGCUUAUUAACAACGCCAAAACGUACUAUCAGACUGACAGUGCAGAGUAUAGGGCAGCCUGUAGGCUUUUGAAUAUCUUCCUGUCCAUGAAGAAUGAACUGCUCCAGGAAGGGGAAGGAGAGGAGGCAGAUGAUGAUGAGGAGGGUGAAGACAUUGAGAACCCUAGUGCUUCCAUGGAGGAAGAGAUAGCACCAAGUUAUCUGAAAGCUAUAUUAGAGCAGCUCUUGGAGGCCAUUGUGUCAUGCACUGAUUCAUCAGGGAGGCUUAUUAGUGAGCUCUUCCAGAAGCUUCCCUCUAAACUGCAUUAUCCAGACUACUAUGCUGUAAUAAAAGAACCAAUAGAUCUGCGUACUGUGUCUCAGAAGAUACAGGCUGGACAUUACAAAUCUAUCAGUGCCAUGGCCAAGGACAUUGAUCUUUUGGCGAAAAAUGCCAAAACCUACAACGAGCCAGGAUCUCAGGUUUUCAAGGAUGCACAAACAAUUAAGAAGGUCUUUUCCCAGAGAAAGAUAGAGAUCGAGCAGAGUGAACCCAUUAAAUCCAGCCUACGCAUCAGAAACCGGAGGUCUGCUCAGGGGGACCGUCUGUCUGCCCUCACCAUGGCCCUUCAGGCAGGGUCCGAAAGUGAUGAAGACUCACUGCUUUCAGGCUCUGUGCGAUAUGACUCUGGAGAGAUUGAGGCUGAUUGUGGUCUCAGUUCUAACGACCCAAUCUUCCAGCUGUACCAGGCAGUGCGCGGGGCACGAAGUGUUCAGGGGAAGCUUCUUGCUGAACCGUUCCUUCAACUGCCCUCACGCAGGGAAUACCCAGACUACUACCAGCAGAUCAAAAACCCCAUCUGCUUACAACAGAUCAGGGAUAAAAUGAAGAGCGGGGAGUAUGAUGGAGUUGAUCAGAUUGAGGCUGACCUCACACUCAUGUUUGAGAAUGCUAAACGCUACAACAUGGCCAACUCCACCAUAUACAAACGGGCUCAAAGGCUACAGCAGAUAAUGCCGCUUAAGAAAAAAGAGGUUCGAGAUGAUGAUGUAGACGUCUCGGCCGCAGUCUCUGACGUUGGAAGUGGUAAAAGGAAAAGCCAUAAGAAGAACACCAAGAAAAACAGAAUGAAGAUGCUGUAUGCUGCAGUGACCGAAGCACAAGAAGCAGGGUCAGGACGACGCCUUUGUGAACUGUUUAUGGUCAAACCCUCUAAGAAGGACUAUCCAGACUAUUACCAGGUCAUCCAAGAGCCCAUGGACCUGCGUACCAUUGAGAAUAAUAUCCGCACUGAGCGUUAUAACAAUGAGGAUGCACUUAUGGAUGACAUGAAGCUUAUGUUUCGCAAUGCCCGCCACUAUAAUGAGGAGGGCUCUCAGGUUUACAAUGAUGCAAACAUCUUAGAAAAGAUUGUAAAGGAUAAACAGAAGGAACUCGGCCCUGCCCCAGAGGAAGAUGACAUGGGCUCUCCUAAACUUAAGCUUCGACGUAGCGGAGCUGCAGUCUCCCCUAAAAAGGCACGCCCCCAGACCACACCACUUCAACAGAAGCUUACUGAUCUCUACGAAGCCGUGCGCAACUUUACAGACAACCGAGGCCGACGUCUCAGUGCAGUUUUCCUGCGCCUGCCAUCACGUUCUGAGCUGCCUGACUAUUAUGCUGCCAUAAAGCGACCCAUUGACAUGGAGCGCAUUCGCAGCUACAUGGUACUGGGGCGCUACCAAGAUGUGGACUCGCUAGCAGAAGAUUUCAUCCUUAUGUUCAACAACGCCUGCACCUAUAACGAGCCAGAGUCUCUAAUAUAUCGUGACGCACUGCUUCUCCAUCGAGCUUUUUUGGAAGCCCGUCGUCGACAAGAGGAUGAAGAGGAAGGAGUUGAAGGUUGUUUACGUGGUGUGUCGGUUGCCCCACUUGUACGUGAGCUCAUCCGUAAUCUCUUUGUUUCAAUGAUGGGUCACCAGGAUGACGAGGGGCGCUGCUACAGUGACUCUUUGGUGGAGGUCCCAGCCGUGGACCCAGCUAACCCAGAAGACCCACCCCUCAGUUUAGAGAUUAUUCGCAAUAAUGUGGAGCAUGGGCACUAUCGUAGACUGGAUGUGUUCCAGGAGCAUGUGUUUGAGGUGUUGGAGAAAGCUAGACGCCUCUACAGGACUGAUUCCGAGAUCUUUGAGGAUUCAGUUGAGCUGCAGCACUUCUUUGUAAAGAUCCGCGACGAGCUGUGCAAAAACGGUGAGAUCUUGCUGACACCAGCAUUGAGCUACACAUCCAAACAUCUGCAUGCGGACGUAGACCAAGAGAAGCGAGAGAAACUGCCCCAAGAAGUUGAGGAAGACCGGCUGAAAAGAGAGGAGGAUAGUAAAGCUCUUCCAGAAGAGGACAAAGUAGAGGGCACUGUGGGAAGCCAGUGGUCAGCGAACUGCAGCUUUGAGAACAAAACCUACAGUGUUGGAGACUGUGUUUAUGUGCAGCCUGCAGAAGCCAAUUUGCAACCUCACAUUGUCUGCAUUGAGAAACUCUGGAAGGAUGAAGCUGGUGAACAGUGGAUGUAUGGCGGCUGGUUUUAUCGUCCAGGGGAAACGUUCCAUCUGGCCACACGCAAGUUCCUGGAGAAGGAGGUGUUCAAGAGUGACUACUCUAACCGUGUACCUUUAAGAAAAAUCUUGGGGAAAUGUGUUGUCUUGUUUGUAAAGGACUUUUUUAAAUUACAACCAGAAGGCUUCAGACCCGAAGACAUCUAUGUCUGUGAAUCUCGCUACACGGUUAGAACCAAAACCUUCAAGAAGAUUAAGAGCUGGUCCAUGCCGACAAGCACGGUCAAAUUUGUCCCUCGGGAAAUUCCGUUACCCGUAGUCAGAGUCGCCUCCAUGUUUGUCAGUGCUGCAAAACAUGAUCAAGACAAGUCUGACCUUCCUGAUAGAGAUGAUGGUUUCAUCGAGAAAGACCGAGAAGACGUUCCGGUGGAGGUGGCCAAUGGGGAGCCAGGAUGCCAGUACUAUGAACAGCUUCACUACAAUGACAUGUGGCUUAAAUUGGGCGACUGUGUCUACAUACGCUCACAUGGGCAGGUGCGUCCACGAGUAGUCAGGAUUGAGAAGAUGUGGGUCCAGGAUGGAGCAGGAUUCUUCUUCGGACCCAUCUUUAUCCACCCUGAAGAGACUGAACAUGAGCCAACAAAGAUGUUCUACAAGCGUGAAGUUUUCCUCAGUAGCCUUGAGGAGACCUGUUCUAUGACAUGUAUCUCAGGGAAAUGUGUUGUCUCAUCUUUCAAGGAUUUCCUGUCCUGCAGACCAACUGAGUGCGCAGAGGAAGAUGUGCUCCUGUUUGAGAGUCGCUACAUUGAGAGUGAAAAGCAAAUAAAGAAGUUUAAAUGCUCUAAACGUUUCUCCCUCUCAGCCAAAGUGGUUGAUGACGAGAUCUACUACUAUAGAAAACCCAUUGUGCCCCAGAAGGAACCAUCGCCUCUGUUGGAUAAGAAGAUUGAGGAACUAGAGGCCAAGUUUGCAGACAUGGAGGACCUGGAUGAAGAUAUGGAUGACAUGGAGGAAGACGAUGAAGCACCAGCGACACCAAUGCCACCGAGUCAGGCUUCCACAACAAGUGACAUGGAUAUGCCUUAUACACCCCCACAGUCCACACCAAAGAUAAAGGGUUUGUCCAAGAAGGAAGGAGCCAAGCGUAAGAUUAACAUGAGUGGCUACAUCCUCUUCAGCAGUGAAGUGAGAGCCAUUAUAAAGGCUCGUCACCCUGAUUUCUCGUUUGGAGAGCUGAGCCGUCUGGUGGGCACUGAAUGGAGGAACCUGGAAGCUACUAAGAAAGCAGAAUAUGAAGAACGAGCGGCGAAACUGGUGGAGCAUCAAGAACGGGAGAGAGUCCUUCAGCAGCAACAGCAGCAGGCUUCCCCAAGAGCAGGCAUGAUGGGAAAUUAUGGCCCGCCCUACAUGCCUAUGCAGUGUCCUGAGGGCAUGUUGGGCAUGGGUGGCAUGUCACCUCAUCACAUGGGGGUGCCCCAGCUGCCUCCCCAGCACUACCUUCCACCAGGCAUGGCCGGGUACCCUGGUAUGCCCCCUCCGGGUGUGAUGGGCCCAGGAAUGAAUGGAAUGGCAGGAAGUCCUGCUCCUGGAAACCCUUAUGGCAUGCAGAUGGGUGGUUAUGGGUCAGGUCAACAGGCUCCGCCCCCAUAUCCAGGUCAGCUUGGUCAACCAGCUCAGCAACAGCCAACACCACCUAUUUUUGUUGCCCCGCCUCCAAAACCCCAGCGUUUGCUGCAUUCAGAGGCUUAUCUGAAGUAUAUAGAGGGCCUUAGUGCUGAAUCUUCCACCAUUAGCAAGUGGGACCAGAGCCUUAAGGCACAAAGGAAAAAUUGUCAACUCACCAGGGAACAGGAGAGCCGCCUCCCUGCUCACUGGCUGAAGAGCAAAGGGGCUCACACCACGAUGGCAGAUGCAUUGUGGAGGCUCAGAGACUUGAUGAUGAGGGACACUCUUAACAUCCGACAGGCCUACAACCUUUAAACCUUCAACUUACCUACAACCACCACCCCCCCUAACUCUCAGGACUCUUAAUUUAUGCAAGACUAUUCUCCUACCAAAUCUUUCCUAUGAUGACUAAAGAUCUGAUUAAGUAUUAUGUACUCUGUCAGAAAUGCUUCAGAAAUAAUUAUAUUCCAUUGUGUGUGAGUGAAAUAAAUCUUUUAGUCACGUGUUUAGGUACACAUGACGCACUGGAUUGAAGUCACUAAUGCAUCAGCAGAUUUUUAACCACUGAUAUGGAUAUGUUUUAUGCCGUUUUGACAUUUGAAAGUUGCAUUCAUUUUUCUCUAGAUGAAUUAAGUUUGUUUAUGAUGUUGAACCACAUAUGUUUUUAUAUUGUACGCUUUUAACCGUUCAAACUUGCUAAAGAAGCAACUCAGACACUGGUAUCACCAAUGUUUGUAUACCCCCAUAAAGUUAUCUGGCUAUGGCCACGUAUAUCAGUGCGAAUUAGCUUUUAUAAGACUUAAAAUGAGCAAAGUUGUAUUGGGAUGCGGUAGCAUUUUACAAUUGAUUUUUCUUUUUUUAUAUAUAUAAAAUCAAAAUAAGCUGAGUUUAUUUUAUUGAUGUUAUUUUGUAAUUUCCCAGUUUGAACAGCUAUAAAGCCUGUGCGGAAUGCAGUCCCACAAUACUUAUUUGAACAAUUGCAUUAAAAAAAGAACAAAUUCUUGUCAGUUUCAC
Xyrauchen texanus (razorback sucker) is the source of this 5729-nucleotide messenger RNA. RefSeq names its product protein polybromo-1-like. NCBI's taxonomy places the organism in Eukaryota, Metazoa, Chordata, Actinopteri, Cypriniformes, Catostomidae. The record is from RefSeq and is a predicted model, not a curated record. Gene Ontology annotation, cellular component: RSC-type complex. The transcript has 30 exons. Gene Ontology annotation, molecular function: chromatin binding; protein binding. The coding region runs from base 141 to 5030 and encodes 1629 amino acids. Gene Ontology annotation, biological process: chromatin remodeling.